GGACAUAUCCUUCUAUUUGCAUUGGUGGACGAUGAACUGACGUGAAGAGGAACCAAUAGGCAGUGGCCACCAGUCACCUGGACUAUGGAGACAUCCGGAAGAUCACUCGCACGAGUUCGGCGACGUUGAGCACUGGGUCGAGCUUGCGAAGUUGCUCGAAGAGGCCAAGUUCCAUGGCAUCUUUAUCGCGGAUGUCCUCGGUGGCUAUGAUGUUUACAACGGCAACCUCGAUGCUGCAAAAAUCUCUGGCGCGCAAUGGCCUGUCAACGAGCCGCUUAGUGUUGUGAGCGCCAUGGCAGCUGCGACUAAGAGCAUCGGUUUCGGUGUGACAGUAUCGACGACAUACGAACAGCCUUAUCAUCUGGCUCGUAGGUUAUCGACCGUUGAUCACCUCUCUAAAGGACGCCUGGGAUGGAACAUUGUAACGAGUUACCUUGAUUCGGCUGCUCGUAACAUGGGCUUCAAAGAGCAGAUCGCACAUGACGAACGAUAUGCCCAAGCUGAGGAAUAUGUGAAGGUGAUGUACAAGCUCUUCGAAUCGUCCUGGAGAGACGAUGCAGUCGUUCUUAAUCGUGAAAAGGGGGUGUACACCGUUCCAGACCGAGUUCGUGAGAUCAACCACAAAGGCAAGUACUUCACGGUACCUGGGCCCCACAUUUGCCAGCCAAGCCCACAGCGCACUCCGCUCCUGCUCCAAGCCGGUACCUCCAAAGCUGGCAAACAGUUUGCAGCGCAGAGCGCGGAAGCCAUUUUCGUCAGCGCUUUCAGCCCCUCAGUACCUGCAAAGAGCAUUGCAGAAAUUCGAGAGCUGGCGAGAACGCAACAUGGGAGGAAUAGCAACAACAUCAAAGUUCUCGCGUUGGUUACCCCGAUCAUUGGCCGGACUGAGGACGAAGCUCAAGCCAAGCUGGCCGACUAUCGCAAGUAUGCAUCGCUUGAUGGCGCUCUGGCACUGUUCUGCGGUUGGACAGGCAUCGAUCUCGGCAAGUACGGCGAUGAUGAGGAGCUCCGUCAGGUCGAGAGUAACGCUGUGCGAUCGACCGUAGAGGCAUAUGCAAAGUUCUCUCCCGGUACAUCCAAAUGGACGAAGCAUACGGUUGCCGAACAUGUAAGCAUCGGUGGGAAUGGUCCUAUCAUUGUAGGUACGCCGGCUCAAGUCGCAGACGGACUCCAGACGUGGGUCGAUGAGGCUGAUGUCGAUGGUUUCAACUUCGCGUACGCCUUGUUCCCGCAGUCCUUCAAGGAUAUAAUCGAGUUGCUACUGCCAGAAUUGAAGGCGAGAGGGUUGUUUUGGGACGACUAUGCUGUUCCUGGAGGCACAUACCGAGAAAACUUCUACGGAAAACCAGGGCAGAAGGGUCCGCUUGACGAGCACAUUGCGUCGACAUACCGUUGGAAAGCGGGGGUUAAUGCUAAAGACCACGUCAUCCCUGAAUGAACGGUGGCGUCUAACGACGUUGUAGUCGGAUUCAAAAGAUUGGAUGACGACCGACGCGUCUCGACGCGUCGGUAGAAAAUGACAGCAUCGCUCGAUUAGGUUACCGUGUCCGUGCGCGUAAUGCGCGGAUUCGCGUAUUGCACCCAUACUUCACAGUACAAUUACUCAACGCCACAAUGACUAUGA
This is a messenger RNA of Macroventuria anomochaeta, 1624 nucleotides long. RefSeq names its product bacterial luciferase-like protein. Lineage: Eukaryota; Fungi; Ascomycota; Dothideomycetes; Pleosporales; Didymellaceae. The record is from RefSeq and is a predicted model, not a curated record. The transcript has 6 exons. The annotation marks the transcript as partial. Gene Ontology annotation, molecular function: monooxygenase activity; oxidoreductase activity, acting on paired donors, with incorporation or reduction of molecular oxygen.